AUUUUCUUUAUAUAACACUGUAUAUUCCUGAAGAGGACAACAUGGAAUGAACAAGAGUUUGCUUUACUUUUCUGUUUAGGGGAACAUUUCUAUUAAGUUGAAUAAAGUCACUUUGUGAUUAGGUCAGACCCUAGACUGCAAUAAUCUUAUUCAAGUCAAACUUUUCAGGAAAACCAUAAUUGGAUAAAUCUGAAUACCAGUCAUCAAUCCCAAUAGCGGUUUGGGUUUCACCCUAUACAUUGUUACAAGUAUUUGGAAUGGAAGAAAAUGAAUAACAUACCUGGAAACGUCAGGCUCUUGCAAUUAUGGAGACUUUACAUUGCAGCUUUGGCCUUAUAAUUAAAGCAAAGACUGAGGGUAACAAACAGGGAAUCAGUGGCCCUUUUGAUGUGUAAAAGUGUGCAGUUGCCUGGGAAGCUCCUGGUUCUGUUAUCUCUGUUCUGGCCUGGGAACUAUUUACAGUUUGGACAAAUGCGUGGAGCAAGUUAAUAGCUCCAUAAAACUUUAUGGCACUUCCCUAGACAUUACACACGCAAACAGCUUCCUGGCAAUGGGUGCCAAAAAAAACCUUUGAAGAAAACCCUGAUUUAAGCUUGUCUCGCCUUUAAUCUUUUGUCUUUAUCAGAAAAGCGUGAGGUGGGGGGAGAAUGAUCAGAUUUGGUUUAAGAUUUGCGGAAUCCUAUGGGUUUACUGGUCUAGAUUUUGUUGCCAUGCUACUCUCUGGAUUUUGUGGCACACAAUCUUUAGCCCAUUGUGCCUCCCUUGACCUUUCUUUGCCCCAUAACCCAAUUAUGACACCUCCCUUCUAUAUAUAUAUAAUAUAAAUGAUAUAUAUCAAUUUACAGCCGUGGAUAAGGCAAAUUAAAUGAAAAUCAACCUUGUUCAGAUACAGUACUAAGAGGAUGCUGGGAGUUGUAGUCCAAGCUUGAAGCAGGACAUAAAUGGGGCAAAUAAAAUGAAAUCAACCUUGCUCAGAUACAGUACUAAGAGGAUGCUGGGAGUUGUAGUCCAAGCUUGAAGCAGGACAUAAAUGGGGUAAAUAAAAUGAAAUCAACCUUGUUCAGAUACAGUACUAAGAGGAUGCUGGGAGUUGUAGUCUAAUCUUAAAACCCGUGGGCAGGACAUACAUGGAGCAAAUGACAUGAUAUCAACUAGAAAAUCAAUAUCUGUUUUUGAAUCUAUAAUAACCAUCUCUAUAAAGACACAGGGAAUCCCCUCCACCUGCUAUUUGGGGUUCCUAAAAUCCCAUAUGUAAAGUGCUGAUUUCGGUCGCCACCCACAUACCCCGGCUUGGCAGCACAGAUGGUAGGGUUGAAACCAAAGUCCUGGGUCCCAGACAAAUAUGCGACUCAAAGAGCAAACAGAUCAAUUUCUAGGAAUAUAUAUAUAUAAAAAAAAGGCAAAAGACAAAACACUUACCUUUCCUUUGCACACUGGGCUGCCUAUUAGUUUGCCUAGCUAGGGGAAGUAAAAAUGCCCAUAUUGGUCCCAGGUCUUAAAAGGGAAAGUGCUUUUAGUUUAAGGGAGUAAAUUAGCGCAAAUACUCCUGGCUUCUAUGUGAAUUUAGUAGUUUAAAAGUUUGGAAGGUUAUUUAUGUGAAUGGCCCUAAGGAAAGGCCCUGAAUGGCUCUCACUGAGCACGUGAUGUCAUUAAAGUAAGUUUUAUGGUUUGGGGGAGCUGACAAAGCUACAAUGUAUUUACAUCAUAUAUAAUCUUAACUGUCCACCAUCGCAGCUGCCGGGUCUCUUUAAUGCUGGGACAGUGGGACAAGGCACUUAGUGUGGAUUACGUCGCUUUCUGAGCUGCUGUGAGGGUUCAGCUGCCAAAGGGACCUCAAGCCACGACAUGCCCAGCGAAACAUGGCUGAUGCCCAUCUAAUGAAUGUCAUAGACAUUGGACUGGAGAAAUGGACAGAAGAGCAGCAGCAGCAGCGAUUGAGAUGUGGGCAGAGGUUGGUGCUCCAUCUGGUAACAUGGGAUUAUUGUGUGUGUCUGUGUGUGUGUAUAUGUGUGUGUAUAUGUGUGUGUGUGUGUAUCCACCCACCUCUGGGAUCCAUGGAAUGGGCAAAGUCCUACCUGCUCAUGCCAACCCAAUGCUCCAUGUCCCAACCCUAUGAGCAUGCACAAGUGCACAGAGCCCCAUGUCAGCCUAUGGACUGCUCCACCAAAGGCAACAGAACAACAAACAAGGGAAGGAGAAAAAUCAUUUGGAAUGAGCCUCUGGUUCCUUAUCCGGGGACCUGAGCGCACGUUGUGAUUGGCUGCCGGAGUCACAUGGUGAAAGUAACUUUACGGGGUCGCCAGCUAGUAGGAGGGCUUUAUGGAGCAGAAAAACGACAAAGCGAGAAAAAUUAUUUUCCACUCCAGAAAUUAAUGAUCAUGAGUUCGUAUUUGAUGGACUCUAACUACAUCGAUCCGAAAUUUCCUCCAUGCGAGGAAUAUUCGCAAAAUAACUAUAUCCCAGACCACAGUCCGGAGUACUACAGCCGCUCCAGGGACCCUGCCUUUCAGCACCACCAGCAGGACCUGUACCCGCCAAGAACUGCUUACCCAGAGCGUCAGUACAACUGUGCCAGCCUCCCGGCACCGGCCAACCCUGCUGCCCACCCCAGGCUCCAUGGGCAGCCCCAGAGCAACCACCUUGUAGGCAAAUCUCAGCUGUGUGAGCUCCCAACCCCAUCCCUUGCCUCCAACAGCAGCUCCAGUUCUCCCUCUCCUGCACCCCCAGCCUGCACCCAGCCACCCAGCUCUGAGCACCCCAUCAGCACUGCCUCCAAACAGCCCAUAGUCUACCCCUGGAUGAAGAAAAUACACGUCAGUUCUGUGAAUCCCAAUUACACUGGGGGUGAGCCCAAGAGGUCCAGAACAGCCUAUACCAGGCAGCAGGUCUUGGAACUGGAGAAGGAAUUUCACUAUAACAGAUAUCUGACCAGGCGAAGGCGCAUUGAGAUUGCCCAUUCCCUGUGUCUCUCCGAGAGGCAGAUCAAGAUCUGGUUUCAGAACAGGAGGAUGAAGUGGAAAAAGGACCACAGGUUACCAAACACUAAAGUCAGAUCCAACGCUUCUUCCAAUGCUUCCAGCAACAUCAUUGCGUCUAGCGCUGCUGCCAGCGAGGAUCUAUCGCAAAGCUCCACUCAGGAUCAGCGAGAGGAUAUUACAAGGUUAUAAAACACAUGGCAACACACACAACAAAACAGAUGACUGAAUAUUUAUAGAAUCUAAUAUAUACAUAUAUAUAUUUUGGUUCUUUUAGAUGUAUUCCUUUUUAUGUUCGUUGCUUGUGCGUUGGAAAAAAAAAAAACCAUGAAGUCUCUCGGUCAUCAUAUAAAGGCUUUAAAUGCAUGCCAGCCAGCAUGGAGCCAGGUUUUCUGUACAGUGUUUCUCUUUUCUUCUAUUGAUUUUUUAUAAAGCCAGUUUGUCUUUAUUUAUUGUGUAUUUUUGGGAUGGGAUGGGAGGGAAACAUGUUCAGUUUUAUGUGAUUUUUUUUUUUCUUUCUUAAGAUGACAAAAAAAAAAAAAUACAGGGUUGUGAAUUUUCCCUUUAAAUAUUUAAAAUUAGUCUGUUGUAGAUGAAAAAUAUCGAAGUGGGACGAAUUUUUUGGUAUAAAACGAUAAGGAGAAUAUUACUAUGUGCAGAUCUUCUCAAAGACACAGAUUGCAGCACACGAGCUAGAAAGUGGCGUGAAUCAAAUCAAAUAAUAAUAAUAUUGGGGAGAUAUUGAAAGAAAGUUUCCAUGUCGGCUAGUUAGCUCGUUGUUUUUGUUGUGGAAAGUGUCGUACAAUUUCAUUUUUAAUAUUAUUAUUAUUAUUAUUGAUAAUAAUAAUAAUAUAUAUUUUUUUUUUAAAGGUGAGACUCUGAUGUAAUCCUAAUUGCUAUAAACAGUCCCAGUGUUAUGUGACCGUCUCUGUGUUCAAUAAACCAGUGAGUGUGCUUGAGUUCUACCUGCCAGUCUAUUUGCUUAUUUUGCUGUACAUGUGAGCCACGGUUGGAGAGAGAUAUAGGUAGGUGCGGGGGGUUUAUAUUCCCUUUGCAAUAUCACAAUCCCAGGAGAUGGGGGAAUAUACAUCCCCCUAGCACUGCACACGUUGUGCUGCUUUGUGCAUAUACAGAUGUAACCUUGAAAUGACUGAGCGAAUUGUUGUUUACAUUUAUUUAU
Xenopus laevis (African clawed frog) is the source of this 4155-nucleotide messenger RNA. RefSeq names its product homeobox protein Hox-C4 (gene hoxc4.L). The record is from RefSeq and is a predicted model, not a curated record. Gene Ontology annotation, biological process: embryonic skeletal system morphogenesis; regulation of DNA-templated transcription; positive regulation of transcription by RNA polymerase II. The coding region runs from base 2274 to 3167 and encodes 297 amino acids. The transcript has 3 exons. Gene Ontology annotation, cellular component: nucleoplasm; nucleus. Gene Ontology annotation, molecular function: DNA-binding transcription factor activity, RNA polymerase II-specific; DNA-binding transcription factor activity; DNA binding. Lineage: Eukaryota; Metazoa; Chordata; Amphibia; Anura; Pipidae.